UUUUUUGUGUUUUUUUUCUCAUUAGCAAAGUUGUUUGGCGAGCAAACAGUUAACCAAGGUUGACACUCAGAUGCAACAUGGAGGGCAUGGCCAAGCACCGACCGGCCUGGGGUUUCUAAGUGAACGCCCCCAAGUGGAAACCCACUCGAUGCGUGUCACUCAGAUGCGACCAAGCACGCUUAGUUAGAAGUCUGCUUCUGUGACAAUGAAUGAUCAGGCUCAUGUUUUACUUUCUAAAGUUAGUGAAACAGAAGGUAUCCCAGAAAGGUUUGCAGAACUCAUCAAGAAGCAUUUCAACAUCAUUUACUGUGAAGAAUUCCUGAAAAAUGAAAAAGAACACGCUGAUAAAAUCCAGUUUAUUUUUCAAUGGGAAGGUUACCCCAGAAUAGAUGAAAAGCUUCUGAAAUCUCUACCUCAUUUGAAGGCCAUUAUAAAUCAUGGAGUUGGUGUAGACCAUCUCAACUUAUCUCUGAUCUACAGUUUUGGGGUGAAGGUGGCCAACACUCCUCAUGUGGUUGACAAUGCUACUGCUGAAAUGGGCAUGGCUUUGAUGUUGGCAUCUGCCAGGAAUAUAUUGGAAGGUCAGAAGAUUUCAACUUCCCCCGACACUAAAAUGUAUCCUUUGAAUUGGUUUGGAGUCGAAGUGACUGGAGCUACACUUGGGAUCAUUGGAAUGGGACGGAUCGGAUACAAAGUCGCUCAAAGAGCCAAAGGAUUUGAGAUGAAAAUUCUGUAUCACAACAGGAACAGGAGGACUGAGGAAGAAGAGAGGCAGGUUGGGGCUUGUUACUGUGCAAAAAUUGAUGAUCUCCUCCUGAAGUCAGAUUUUGUGAUGAUUGUAGUAAGCUUGACUCCUCAAACUUCCAAAAUGAUUGGGGAAAGAGAGCUCAGUCUAAUGAAACCCAACGCUACUCUUAUUAAUAUCUCCCGUGGUGGAGUGAUUGAUCAGGAUGCUUUGGCGAAAGCACUUCAGAAUGGGGUUAUUCGUGCAGCAGCACUAGAUGUCUCUGAACCAGAGCCUCUUCCGAGGAAUCAUCCUUUACUACACUUACCAAAUGUCAUUCUGACUCCCCACAUUGGAACUGCCACUGAAAAGACCACUCGUGAAAUGCUGGAGAAAAUGAUUGAAAAUGCUGUGACUGCUGUUCGUGGAUUUCCAAUGCCUGACGAAGUGCUGCUGUCAUGAUGGGUAUAAGCAGUAGAGAUUUUGUGAUGCUUUGAUACUAAUACAUUGUAGUAAUGACCACCUCAACAUCAGUUCAUUCAAAAUAAACGUUCAACAGUUGGAAUGAA
This is a messenger RNA of Chiloscyllium plagiosum (whitespotted bambooshark), 1293 nucleotides long. RefSeq lists its product as uncharacterized. Gene Ontology annotation, molecular function: glyoxylate reductase (NADPH) activity; NAD binding; hydroxypyruvate reductase [NAD(P)H] activity. Gene Ontology annotation, cellular component: cytosol. NCBI's taxonomy places the organism in Eukaryota, Metazoa, Chordata, Chondrichthyes, Orectolobiformes, Hemiscylliidae. The record is from RefSeq and is a predicted model, not a curated record.